GACAAUGAGAAAACUCAAAAACAGAACGUCAGGAUCACCGACUUUUAAAAAACUGAAAACCCGACCGCCCUUUUACUUCUCCUUCUCCUCCAAUCAGCAACAAAAAAAUGAAGAAAGAAAAACAAUGGAAGCUCUUCACAUAUCUCCCUCAAAAUCCAAUCAAAAAUCACCAAAAUCCCUAAUUCCCCAUAUACCCAGAUGGCCUGUCCCUCAAUUGACUCUCUCCGUCCCUUUCUUGGGUCAGUCCCCAAACACCCAGGAUCUUCAUAUUAUUCAAAACCAACCUGGCAACCCAUUUGCAGGAUCUUUGCAACGAAGGCAGUGGCGGAAACGGAGGCGACCUUUGGCUUCAAGAAUCUUAUGGAAACUCUGACUGUAAAUGUUCGGAGAGCACAGAGCAGGCCGCUGAAUGUGCCGCUUAUUGCUCCUUUUACUAUUGCUUCUUCUAGGCUUGACCGAGUUGAGAAUGUGGCAAUUAGGAUAGAGUUGGAUAAUGGGUGUGUUGGGUGGGGUGAGGCUCCGAUUUUGCCUUUUGUAACUGCUGAGGAUCAGCUGAUAGCCAUGGCUAAAGCCAGAGAGGUCUGUCAGUUGCUCAGAAGUAGUCCGCCGAUGACCCUCGCUGCUGUUCUGGGGGAAGUUGGUGAAGUUCUUCAUGGCCAUGAGGUUGCUUCUGUUAGGGCAGGUGUCGAGAUGGCAUUGAUUGAUGCAGCUGCCAAUAGUAUUGGCAUACCUCUGUGGAGACUAUUUGGCGGAGUUUCAAAUGCUAUAACCACCGAUAUAACAAUUCCAAUUGUUUCCCCUGCUGAAGCUGCCGAGUUGGCUUCAAAGUAUCGCAAACAAGGAUUCACAACUCUGAAGCUGAAGGUGGGAAAGAACUUGAAGGCAGACAUGGAAGUUUUACAGGCUAUACGUGAAGCUCAUCCUAAUUGUUCAUUUGUUUUGGAUGCUAAUGAAGGCUACAAACCAAGGGAGGCUGUUGAAGUUCUUGAAAAGUUACAUGAAAUGGGUGUUAUUCCUGCUCUUUUUGAGCAACCUGUUCAUAGAGACGAUUGGGAAGGUCUUGGUUAUGUUACUCAUGUUGCAAAAAAUAAAUAUGGCGUCUCCGUUGCUGCUGAUGAAAGCUGUCGUAGUUUAGCUGACCUUAAGAAAAUAGUAGAAGCAGAUCUUGCAGAUGUGGUUAACAUUAAACUUGCUAAAGUUGGGGUCCUUGGGGCCCUUGAAAUUAUUGAAGUGGCUAGAGCAUCAGAACUAAAUCUGAUGAUUGGUGGUAUGGUUGAAACUAGAUUAGCUAUGGGCUUUGCUGGUCAUCUUGCUGCUGGCCUUGGGUGUUUCAAACACAUUGACCUAGACACACCGCUACUUCUAUCUGAAGAUCCAGUUCUUGAGGGUUAUGAAGUGUUUGGUGCUGUUUACAAGUUUACAAAUGCUAGAGGUCAUGGUGGUUUUUUACACUGGGAUAGUGCCGAAUGGUAAAUCUUUGACUCUCUGUCAAUUUUGCUUUUCAGAUAUGUUUAAUAUUAGUUGUGCUUCUGCUUUACCAUUGUUGUAAUAGAGGCUGCUUCAUUGCUACUUACUGGUCAGAAAUAACACCAGGCAUGUUUGGUAAACCGUUGAAAAAGAAGGUGAAGUGGCAAAAUGAAAGGAUCACUUACCACUAAGUUGCCUCUUUUACCCCGUUCAAGACGUUUUUUUUUUUUCUGCAUGAAUCUUACAUUUGUGAAACUGGCUCCAUAUUCGCCCUUGGUUUCUGCGUUAUAAAUUAAUCUAUCUUCUUGACAAGUUUUUAUCCAAAAUUCAAAGGUAAGUUCUUCUUAUGCUUCUUCUACAUCCAAGCAAUCUUAUCUAUCACCUGCAGAGCCAACCAUAAUAAAUGCUUGUUACUCUUGUCCAACUGUGUGAUCAAGGAGCUUACUGUAAACUUCAAUAGAAGCAGAAGAUUUUUUUUUUAUUUUUAGGGGUCGCUGGCAAGUAUAUAAGCAGGGAUAAAGAGUGUCGGCGUGCGGGUUAAAGAAAUUCACAGAGAGUAGUGCAGUGUAUGUUGCUUUAGGAAAAUCUCUUUACUGAAAGUCGGUUUUGGCCAUGAGUGUCAGAACUGUAUAAUUUUAGGUAUCUGAACUUAGCUUCUAGAGAUAGAAUCAUCACUUGUUCUAUGUCCUUGUUGUGGUGAAAUCUGAUGUAAUUGUUUUAAUGAUGUCUCUGCAUAUGCCACGCAUUCUUCUA
Carica papaya (papaya) is the source of this 2220-nucleotide messenger RNA. It is a transcript of the gene CYP77A5P, whose product is annotated as cytochrome P450, family 77, subfamily A, polypeptide 5. Gene Ontology annotation, molecular function: racemase and epimerase activity, acting on amino acids and derivatives. NCBI's taxonomy places the organism in Eukaryota, Viridiplantae, Streptophyta, Magnoliopsida, Brassicales, Caricaceae. The record is from RefSeq and is a predicted model, not a curated record.